AUACGUGACAUAAACUAUAUCUUUUAAACUAUAAUAAACAUUGAAGCAUAACCUAUAUUUCGAUAUUCACAUGUUCGAAUAACAUAUGGAUGGAGUUUUAACUUUUCAGUCGCUAUAUAUAACAUACAUACGCACAUAUAUGUUCAAUGUCAGUACUGAAAAUUUAUAUAAUUCGUGUUAUAUAUAUAAUAUAGAUCUUUAAUAUUCGAAUAGAUCUAUAAGUAGGAUUCAACAGCUUUAAGUGGAUCGUACAGUAUACGACAUUUCAAAACUCUUGCAAAAACUUUGCAACGUCAAGUGGAUUCUAACCUAUAUUACGCGUUGUCCCAGUCAGCUAUAAAUUUUGAAGACAAAAAAUGUCUAAUGAAGUAAAGAUGUUACUGAAGGAAGCUCGAGAGUCCUUCAAGCAGCAUGAAUAUUUGGAAACAAUGAAAAAAUGCAAGAAAAUCUUGAAGAACGUUAAAAAUAAUUAUGCAGCAUUGGUUCUGCUAGCUGCUGCUAUGCAGGAAGUGGAAGAAUUCAAGUCGCAAGUAGCACUGGUUCUACAAAAAGCUGUAGAGAUCCAACCAACUAAUCCAUUGGCUUGGCAAGGUUUAGCAGCACACUAUGAAAAAGCACCAGAGGAUAAUGAUAAUUGGAAAAAGUUGGCUGUAAUUUAUUGCAAACUCUUACAGUUAGAUAAUGAUUCUCCCAAGUUCAUGCAUUUUUUAAACAAAGUUUCCGAAAUUGUUCUGAGAGUCAACGAUGAUGAAGUACUGUCUGAGGUGUUGGAUACAUUGAGUAUAUUGCGAGAACUUCCUACCAAAGAAAAGACAAGUUUAAUCAACAAGACUCUAGCACAGGUUUUAACAGAGUAUCCUAGUACUCUGCACAAGUAUCAGGAGCUUUUUGAGAAUGUAUUGGCAUCUGUAGUAGGGGAUGUAGAUCUAGUGAAUAGACAUGAGUAUUAUAGAAAGUAUCUGAAGAUAUUGUAUGAUGCAAAAAAAUUUACAGUUUUAUUAGUAGAAGCCCAGCAAAUGCACACCCAGUUUCCACAGAACAAUCUUCCUUUAGAAUGGAUAUGCCGUGUAUAUUAUGAAGAGACUGUAUUAAAUGAAAAUGAACUUGAAAUAGAUAUAAUUUGUUUCUGUGAGUCUCUCUUAAAGUUGAAUAUGAACUCUGAAAUGGCAUUAAUUGCAAAGGCAACAUAUUUGAUGCAUACAGAUAACUUGAUUGACUCUCGUGAAUGUUUAAAUCAAGUAAUCUUGCUAAAUGUACAAUCAUUUUAUGCUUGGUUCUUGUUAAACAAAGUUUACUGCAAGUUAUAUUGCUGGGAGGAGGUUGAAGACUCUUCCAGACGAGCACUACGAUUGCUGAAAUCUUCUCUGAAGGACCAAUUGCAACAUAAAAUUAAAUUGACGUUACUUGAAGCAAUGAGUAGAAGUAGCGACAGGCGGAAAUUAUUAAAGGCGCGAGAGCUAUGUGAAGAAUUGUUAAAAAAUGACCUCUCCGUGCAACUACAACUGAUACACGCCCGAAUAAACAUUUCGUUGGACGAGCCGAAUGCUAUCGACGCAUUAGGCGAUUUAGAGUCCCAGGACGAGAUUAAGAUUCAAGCUUUUAUCAUCAAAGCGUCGUAUCUGAAGAAAUACGGGCAGCUGGAGGAAGCUAUCAAUAUCCUUGAACUGGCUCUGGAAAGUUCUGAAGCUUGGCUGCUGUUUGGUCAAAUAUACUGGGAUAUGGGUGACUAUAAUCACAGCCUAGUGGCUUUCUUGAAUGGUGUCAAGGCGGACCGUAACAAUUGGGAAUGCAUGAUUCACCUGGGACGUUAUUAUCGCGAAUGCGUGAACGACGUGAAACUCUCGAGGAGAUGUUACCAGACGGCAUUGCAAAUCAAUCCAAACUCCGAGGAGGCUGGAAUCGGACUGAGCACUGCUUAUCGAAUGCUGAAGAAUACUGACGCUAACAUACAGCUGCUACAGAAAGUGACCAUGCAAGGUACCGGUCCGAAGUGGGCUUGGCUUCAAUUGGGUCUGCAACACUUGGAUGAUGGUAAUGCGGGAGAAGCUAUCAAAGCAUUGCAGCACGUUAUCAGAGCCGACCCCAACGACAACCACAGUUGGGAGUCUCUGGCGGACGCGUAUUUGGUGCGCGGUGCUCAUAUGUCCGCACUGAAGUCGUAUCAACGCGCUUUACAACUUUCACCGGGAUCCUUGUAUCCUAUAAUACAACUUGCAAAUAUUAAACUACUAAUCGGCCAACACAAAGAAGCUAAAGAGGAUUUUGAGAACAUAUUGCAAAACGAUGAGCAAUAUGUACCCGCAUUAAAAGGUCUAGCUCAGGCAUGUUUAGGUCUGGCGAAAGAGAACAUCGCGAAACAUUUCCUAAGUCGAACGAGAGAAAAUCUGCAACAAGCAGCGGAUAAUCUGACGAGUGCUGUUAUGCUACGCAGCGAUCUGUCCUGCAAUUGGAAAUUGCUCGGUGAUGUGUGUUACAGAAUAGCCGCUAUGCCGAGGAAGCAUUGCUACUUGAAAGUGAAGCCUAUUUUGAUAAAGUCCGAUAGUGCUGAGAAGCACAUCAAAAUUAAGGGAGACGAAACGCUCAAAUUAGCUAUAAGGUGUUUUUGCCGGGCGCUGUCGCUCGCACAGAAUUCUGCGUUGUUAUGGCACGAUUUAGCGUGUUGUUACUCGAUGCAAUUGCAGCGUAAUUCCACGAUCAAUAAGAGCGAUGUGACGGCCAAGUGUCUCGCUGCUGCAAAGCAAGCGAUCAAACUCUGUCCACAGUCAUGGUUACAUUGGAACCUGCUAGGUGUCAUUUGCGUGUCGCAAAAUGUGAAAAACUACGCCUUAGCUCAACACUGUUUUGUCAUGGCCAUUGACAGAGAGCCGAAUAACGCGAUAGCUUGGAGCAACCUAGGAACGUUGUAUUUGCAUCUAGGAGAUAGCUAUAGAGCGAAUGAAGCAUACUCCCGAGCCCAACGCGCGGAUCCAUGCUACGUGAACAGUUGGGUCGGCCAAGGGUUGAUCGCAGAAAAAUUCUUGAAAAAAGAAGCGAUGGAGUUGUUUCAACACUCGACGAAAUUGGGCUACCACAACGAAGCGGUCCUUGGUUAUGCUCACUGGGUACUUUCCGUUCUACUGAAUCCCACAUUGAACAGAGAACAGUCUUCCAUCUACUUCAUCGAGAAUAUGCAUGCGAUACCUGCGGCAGCGGACGUCCUCACCUGGUACAUAGAACGUGAGCCCAACGACAUUUACGCUUUGAACACUCACGGUUUGCUGCUGGAACGACAGAAAUUACACAAAUCUGCGGCUGAUAGAUUUGCUGCGGCUUUAGAACUGAGCACGAACGAGUAUUCGGACAUGAUAAAUCUCAAUCUGGCACGUGUCAUGCUCCAGUUAGAACGGUACGAUGAAGCAGUACGGUUAUGUGGACAAGUGAAACAUAACGAUUUCAAUUCUCAAUGCCACUUAGCAUUGUCCACGUUCAAAGCCAAGCAGUAUGAGAAGUCCUAUGAGGAUUACGAAGGAGCUCUCCACUGGCUAGCAGAGACUGAUACCGCUAAAGCAUACGUCCUUUGCGCGAUGGGUGCGAUAGCUUAUACUUUUAAGAAAAUAGACGUCGUGAAGACCCUGCUGUUCCAAUGUUUGCAAAUACCACAACCUGUGAUGACCGCUUAUUUGGCGCUCGCGGCCUUAGGAAUUCUGCACAAUGACAUCGAUCUGACCGCUUUAGUACUGAAAGAAUUGAAGUUAUACGAACAUCAUCCCGAAUACGGCCACCACGCUAUCACAUUGACUGCGUAUUAUCAUGUUUCUCAGCAAAACAUUACCGAAGCUAUCCGGGUGUUGGCCAAAAGCAUUUACAAGUAUCCUAGUGACGUCAGAUACUGGGUACGUCUCGUUAGAAUUUUACUGUUGGAUACGAACUUAAGCAAGUUCCGAAAAUGUGCAGAGAAAGCUUUGUGUCUAAGCAGGAGCACCUCUAUGAGCGAUAUUGUGUAUGUCGCGUGUGCAUCGGCGUAUAGCCACCUUGGCACGAAAGAAGCUCUUAGGCAGGCUCAGAAAAAUGUAUUUACGUACCCUGCUAAUAUCGAAAGCUGGGCCAAUUUAAUCGCCAUUUUUCUAUACAGAUGUAUAGAUGAAGAUUGUGAAAUUGAUAAUCAAUGGUUGUCAUCGUUAAUAUCUAUAAUACAAACGCAAUUCCAAACUUCCGAACACAUGUCGCAGUGGCUCGCCAAAGCGAAAGAGAUUAACAAUUCCUAAUCUCGAAUAGAGAUUAAGGCCUUGCAUCUCGUAACUUAAAUAUGUAAUGGUUUUAUUAUCUUCUAAUAUUCUACAUUCUAAAUUUAAAUUAAUAAAUCAUGUAAUACAUUUUAUAAA
Odontomachus brunneus is the source of this 4361-nucleotide messenger RNA. RefSeq names its product tetratricopeptide repeat protein 37. The coding region runs from base 357 to 4244 and encodes 1295 amino acids. The record is from RefSeq and is a predicted model, not a curated record. NCBI's taxonomy places the organism in Eukaryota, Metazoa, Arthropoda, Insecta, Hymenoptera, Formicidae. The transcript is spliced from 15 exons. Gene Ontology annotation, cellular component: Ski complex. Gene Ontology annotation, molecular function: protein binding.